AUGGAAGUGUUUUUUGAGGUACUGCGCGAAAAAACCCACGUUCUAGUGGAUUUGGAAGAAGCAGACACGGUUUCCCAAAUCAAGCAGAUCAUAGCUGGUGUAAUCGAACGGCCCUUAUCGGAUAUUAUCCUAAAACGGCCGAAAAACGUGGAAUUGACUGUGUGGGAGACGUUGGAUGAUAAACAAGUUGUCAGGGAUUUGGGCUACACUCCCAAAACUUCGAAGCCCGAUGAGCCGAGCAUUUUGGCGUUUUUACUGCCUGGUAAGUGGGAAAUUGUUGUUUGAUUUCAAGGUUUAAAGGGAUGAAAUUUUUGCCUUGUUUUGUAAAUUACUAUAAUUGUCCUCUUCAGAAGACCAGAACGAAGUCAGAAUCACGCCUUUAUCGAUCCCACCGCCUUUACCCGACGCUAUGCAGAACAACGAUAUGCAAGUGGACAAUUAA
Molecule: messenger RNA, 442 nt
Organism: Bursaphelenchus okinawaensis
Lineage: Eukaryota; Metazoa; Nematoda; Chromadorea; Rhabditida; Aphelenchoididae
Source: the annotation of a GenBank genome assembly